Messenger RNA from Bombus pascuorum, 5682 nucleotides. RefSeq lists its product as uncharacterized. Lineage: Eukaryota; Metazoa; Arthropoda; Insecta; Hymenoptera; Apidae. The transcript has 8 exons. Bases 166 to 921 code for a protein of 251 amino acids. The record is from RefSeq and is a predicted model, not a curated record.
UUAUAGUCGAAGCAGGCAUUGGAAACAUUUGAUUCUUCGUUGUUUGAAAGAUGUCAAACAGAUGCGUAAGAUGCCAAACGAGGAGAAGAAUCGAUAAAUAAAAACGGGAGUUUUUUUACGAUGUACAAAAUUUUUUAAGUGACACACAUAUGUUAUCAAGAGGAAAUGGCUAUGCUGCUCACCACUCGUCACUGGGGAUCAGACGAAUCGUUUAGUUGCUUUAGCAAGACGUUCGUGAGCAAAUUCGCAAAAUCACAAGAAAAGCCGAACAACGACAAGUCAGUUUCGGCGUCCGAUCAUUUGCCUGAAGAUAUUUCUCGGAAACAGUUAACGAAACGCAAUGCGUUGAAUGUUGUAUCGAAAAUUGCAAAAUCGAAGACGACUAAGGCCUACAAUGACAUCGUCUUGGAAUCUAGUCACGUAAAAGCAUCGGCACUUUUAUACGAAAUAACAGAUCGCACUAAUCAGUUAGCUCAACCACGCGUUCGAACCAUCGAAGAAAAGCUGUCUCAAACACGGCCGAAUUCAACACAGAUUCCGAAAGCAUCGUCACGUAUUAUCCAACUUUCUAAGCCACGAAUCCCUUAUCAGUAUACCCCUAAACCAAUUGGAUACGUCGCGCCUGGUGCUCUCACGGCCGUCGCCACUCGGCGUAUAAUUGAAUUAUCGAAACCAAAAAGGAAGCGGAGAUCGAAAGUGUCGAGCAAAAGAAAAUCAAAAUUGCAUAAUGAAAAGUCACGAAGUUACGUAAGGCGCGGUAAAAAGAAGUUGGACCAUAAAUACACUUCGUUGAAUCGUCAUAAGAACGAUCGAAAAACGAAGAGUAAGAAGAGACAAUUGAAAACUUCAAACUCUGACAGGACCAUCAUUAUGGUUGGCUUGAAGUUGAAGGACGAUAAGAAAACUCGUCUACAUUCUUGACUACUGAGAACGAAGCACGACGUUUUCUCACUGUCGUUUCUCACUGUCACAACACUAUGAAUACCUAAAGCGACGAUAUACAAUAUUGAGUGGCCUUACCGCAUAUUAUAUCCAACGCGGCUCGUUUAGCAUAAGGAACAAUGUCGAAUUCUGGUUUACCGACUUCUUGCCUUAUGCACGAGAUUAAUAUUUGGGCUUCUCUGAUUGCCGUCUUCAAAUAUACUUCCAGAAGACCGCUGUGGAAGGUUGGUGUUAGCAGUUUCCUGCGCGAAUGCCAUUUUUCGCCUGGAACAUGAUGGACGAUUUAUUACGUUUAAUUUUUCGACGAGAAAAUGAUUGAUGUUGUACUCCCGGACAAAAAGAUAGCAGAAUACGAUUGGACGAGAAACGACGAGAAGAGCGAAGCAGGAUCAAAUGGACGCGAAAUAGAAACUUAAGGAUCGUAUUAACGGUUCCUUGUAGUACUCACCACUGCUCGUUACCAAACCGGAACCAAGCCAAGGUUUUAAGUAUCCAUACUCCAAGCUUUUAUCGAUGUGAACGCUGCUGCUUAACAGAGGCUGUAUCGCCUCUAAUUUGUACAGGAAGAUAAACGGUCUCGUGCCUACCCAAACCAAGUACAUUUCUCCUAACUCUUUUCCCCAUUUUACCAUCUUUUGGAAGGCUUCUGUAACAGUUACAUUGCAUGAUAUAGAAACAUCGAAGUUGAGCCGGUUGCCAGGCAAGAGGCGUGGACACACGAAUUUCCUGACUUGACAUUUUCUUGAGACGGAUGAAGCGGAGAGAACGAGUAAUCGAUCAGUGCAUAUUUCCAAGGAAGAGAAAGUCAAACCUGACCCUAACCUAACCCUAUGUCACGGACAUAUCAGGUAGCAACAGGCCCUGAGGCGACUGCUCGUGACGUUACGAGUGCCCUGUCAACGGUUCGCGGGCAAUCGAAUAAUAAAACGUGCCAAGUUCAAGAAAAGGAAAAAAUAGAGAGAAGGAAAAAGAUAGGUCCAAGGCGAAAAGAUCGGCAUUGCAAUUCUAGUUGAAGAAAAGUAGCUGUACGCCGUCACUGACCGGACGUUGACCGGCAAAAAUGCAACGCGAGGUCAUCGAGUAGUAAUGAUUCGUAACAAAAAGAACAAGCACACUCUCGUAGACCUUGACGCGAACGAGACGCUUACGCUUUCCUUCGGAUCAUAGUGAAUUCGAUUUAUCGCCACCGUUUUUGAUUUCUCUGUUACGCUAAUGGUGUCAACGUUCAACAACGGCAACGUAUUUGCUAGUCUCUACGAAAUUUUAUCUAAAUUAUGUCACACUAGGAUAAUGUUCCUUCGUAAUUCGGUAUUGAUAUAAUACUGACUAUAAUUACGUGACGGAUACAUGUACACGUCGAUUACGCAACGAACUAUUUAUAUUUACACAUAAUGUACAGUUUACAUCCGAACGAGAGUAUUGCUCGUUAAACGAUUUCUCAAAAUCAUCGUUAUCGCUAAGGACUUUUUCCUUUUUCGCGCCACGUGUAAUUGCAUACAAGAAUCGUAACGUUAUUCAGGCCGCGAACGACCUCGACCCGCUUUUUUCUUCGUCUGGUUAUGCGCGACAGGCUAACCAUUUAUCUUUAGCGUUCAGCGGGCUGAGGUGGAUAAUUUCUUUUUUCUUCUUUCUUUCUCGUGACUUUCUGUUUGUUUCGCCAGUGCACGGACGAACGUCUCGUUCACGAGCGCCUUUCCCCAACCGAAUUAAAAAUCGUUUUCCAAACAUCGAACUUUAUCAUUCACGACAAUCACUUUCGAUACGCGUUGAAAAUGAAUUAUUAGGCCGAUGCAUACGAAAAACCGUUUCUUCGAAGUUCCAACUUCGCAUGCCGGUACCACCCGUUCGGUUUUCGGUAAUUAUUUCGAUAUCUCGCAUUUUCACAAUUUUCGGAUAUGUCACCGGCGGCGUAAUUCUGCACGACUUUUCCCUGUUCACGUAAUCGCCAAUAAUCGGCCAUAGUUUCUGAAAUAUCCGCGAACAAUUUUGCCUAUACUCGCGCGCCAAAUUACAAAAUCUUGGAUUUUUUCAACAUCGAAGAGAUACCAGAACAUUAUUGAUUUCUGGCGACUACGUGGGCAAUUUAAAAGACACCGAUGCAGCGUCCCUCUUAGACCAAUGUCACGAAUGUGCCAUUCGAUAGAUCGUAGAAAUUCAUAAUUGAGUGUAAAUUUAUCAGAUAAUUCUGGAGAUAGUGAAAUCAGUUUACGAGUAGGUAUGACCAUUACACGUUUAUUUGCUCGAAACACAAUGCUCGUUUAUUUAAACGAAAAAAAAAAAAAUUUACUCAUCCGUAACUUUGGAAUAAGAGGGUUGAUGAUAAUAAACUAUUUUUUAAUCCUAUGUAGAUAUAUCAGGUGUAUGUAACUUUUGUAAAAUUCCAUUCCGUAUCUUCGAUUUACUACUUAUUUUCUUUUUUGUGGGAGGAGGGCCAAAGGUGAAGCGCAAAGAUCGCUUUUAUAUAAUAUUUUUACAUUAUAUUUUAACACAUUUAGGCUAAACUUCUUUUUGGGGUAGCAAAUCGUUUUUUUGAACUUUCUUCGCACGAUUCGAUAGCGCUCGACGAGUAGAACGAGUGAAAAUGAAAUUCCUCUGUUCAGAAUCUAUCUUAUGCAUUGGAGAUAGAGCGUUAGUGACACAAGAUAGCGUUAGUCCCUAUUGACAUUACGAACAUUAUCGUCGUAAUAUUGGCCGGGCUAUUAAUUCUCCGGAAGACCGAACACGUUAUCCAAAAUGAUAUUUACCGAGUCGAUUGAUAUAUCGGUCGCGAUUUUUAAAUUGGUGUAUCAACGGACUCAAAACUGUUACGUUUAAGACUAUUUGCCAUAUAUCGAUUCAUAUAUCGAUGGGUUUCUAAGCUGAGAAUCGUCAUACAGAAUGUGUUAUAAACGUGGAACCUACUCGAGCAGCGAGUGCACAGAAUCCGCGUUGCUAUCUGACUUUGUUUCAAAUUAUUAUCGGUGGAAUUUUUGAAAAAUUGGAAAAUCCUUCAACACGCCGGCUGCAAGUUUGCAAUUCGUACGAAGAUAAACUGUUGCGGACCAUUGAAACAGAAAAAUGGCAAUAACUUUGAAAGAAGGUCGGACGGGACACGUGUCCAGGCGAAACUUUUUCAUCGCUUUCCUGCCUCGUGUCCACUCCUCGAGUAGGUUCCACAUGUUAUGACACACGCUAUAUUUCGUCCUUAUUCGCCAAAUUUAAGCGAAAUUGGAGCGAGAUUUAACCGCGAACUCUUGCAACGCGUAAUUCUUGAACCGAUGGAUUGAACUACUUUGAACCGUUAUAUUUCGUCGUCUAUAUUUAUCGGUUGCUAUCGUACCGUGCAAUGAAGGUUUAUAUAUUAAUAAUUAUAUAUAUAUAUAUAUAUAUAUAUAUAUAGUUAACAAUAGUAAGCAAUUUAUGUGUCUAUCUACGAAAUUCUUCACUCUGUUUCUAUAAAUAAUACGUAUUUACAAUGAGAUAAUUCCCGAUAUCGCAUUGAUAUAUUUAGAUGCUCUCUUUUAAUCUCUCUUAUGGAAAUAAGUGUAUUAUUCGAAGAUAAGGUCCGGUAAGUUCGCCGUUGAUCACGAUUCCUUUCUGUAUCGCGUUACACGAAACUACGUGAUCGAAUCUGCCGCAUAUUUACCAGAGGUAUCAAGUGCACCGCUGUACUGUACCGGUAGCGCACCAGCAUCGCGCAAUUUAGCUUUCACCGGUGCAAAUUACACGUUUACCUGUCGUUACACGACACCGAAACACCGACCGCGAGUGUCUCUGCUCUCGAUAUCGGUGCAUCUUUGCUUGCGUGGUCAAUGGCGUGAAUUUCUUUGAUGUCGAGGUUAUCACAAUCUUGUACAAACUUUGAAAUAACAGUAAGUAAAUAUGCGAGCACGCAGAAUUACGUACGUGGCCGAAUCUGACGAAUAUCUCCGAUAUCUCGUAUUUUUGGGGAAUAUUUGCCAAUGCGAUAUAUUCGCCAUAUAAUAUUUAUCAACGCGACCAUCUACUUGUUGCAAAAAUGCUUCAAUUAUGGAACUUUCUAAGCUUCGUAUUUUUUCGUCGAACAAAUACGCGACAAUUAACGAAAAUAUGUUACGCAGUGAUCAUGCACACGAGUGUACAUAUGCAACUGUAUGUACACAUAGCUACGCUGCAACAUUUAUGCUAACUGCUGAAUUACUUUGUACAAAUUUACGUUUUUGAGAGUAUUAUAGUAUUAUUGGAUGCACUAUACUUUGGAUAUUUGAUAUACUUCUUGUUACGUUCAUUUUUGCGUAUUUUUGCAACUUUCCUAUAAAUUCAUAGAUAUCUACGGUCUUGUAACAUCGAAACAGGUUAUUGAAAUUGUAUCGUACUCCCUAAAACGUUAGCUCACAUAUCGCUUAACUCAAUUGCCUCACAAUUUUUUCACAAACUAUCUGCGACAGAAUAAUUUAUUACUUUAGCGGGGUGAAUGAAAAAUGUCAGAAUAGAUUAUAUUUGACCACACACUUGUCACAUUUGAACCAUAAUCUACAAUUUACACCACGUGUAUUACUCGACUUUAUAUAGCAACGGAUUAAAAAACGACACAUAUCAAAUCGUCAGAGAGAAGAUCAUGUAAUUCAGCAGUUUUAUACUUUAUACUUUAUACUUCAAAAUUAAUUUCUUAAAUUUAUAAACACGUAAAACAAAAAAAAAAAAACAAACAAUAUUGUAAAAUUAAUCUUGUAUAGGAACUAGGUUAGACUAAGAGUUGAAUCAAAUACUAGAUGAUGUACA